GUCCAACUUGGUCGUCCAAUGACACGAGACUACAAGCAACACAGCGCGCUGCAUCCGUUUCCCUUCGACUCUCGGGACGCCGUGCUCCUCUUUUGGCCCUUCUGAAGACCCUGUUCGCUUUCACACAGAUGGCGUCUCUUCUUGCAAAUUACGCCUCGGACAGUGACGACGAUAAAUCCAAUGUUGGAGGUCCAAGCCGGCCCGCCGAACGAAUGCCUCAAAGCCCCACAUCUUGCAGCGAUGGCGUAAAUGCAGAUCAAAACGACGAAGAAGAAGAAGAUGAUGAUGACGAUGACGAGCCGUUCGACCCAACCAACUUUGGGCUCAAACGCGUCGUUCCGGUGGCGGCAGGCCCAGGCGCUAGUGAUGCGCACAUUGGAGAAAGCAGGAAUGGUAGAAAAUCAAAGCGGAGAAAGGGCAACGAAGAUGGAAGCGGAUCUGUAACUUGGCCUGCGGCUGGGCCGUCAGGGAGCUCGUCGAACGCGCUAAUAGUGGCUGCGCCAGAUGUAGAGCCAGAGGCGGAUGACCCAUCUACAGAGAUGCUUCUGCGACCGACUGACACCGUGAUGAAUGUGAAUCUACCAUACGAAGCGAUGACCGCACCGAUCCUCGGGCCUUCUAACCCAUACUCAACGCGGAAGCUCGGCGCGCAACAAAACACGCUAGGCGGCCACGUUGAACAAGCGCAUAUCAGCGAAUUCGACUUUGCGAACCAGCAGCGCUCGUUCGACACACUUGGAUACGCAUACGACCCAUCGACCAUUCAUGCUGGCACAGGUGCUCUCGUCGGGGACGCGCAGAAGGCCGCUGCGAGAAACGUUGCGUUGGCAUUUGACCACAACUCAGGCUUGCCAAAUACUGUCUUGCGCAAUCGUACCAAGGAGAUGAAAGCGAAGCGCCAAGCUCGGCAGGGCGAUCCGAGCGUUGUUGAGGGUGACGGAGCAUAUGUGGGGCCCUGGGGUGGAUGGGAAGGCGAGAACGUCCACGUACCUGAUGGAGUUGGGCCCAGCGAGGAGGAGCUCAAAGCGGCUGAAGAACGGAAAGCACAGCGACAGAGUGAGAAGGAAAAGUCCAAAGAGAAGCGAGAGAAACAAGAGCAGAUCGGGACUGAGAAGAGCAUCUUUCAUGGCAAGUCCAUGUAUGACUAUCAAGGGCGGACAUAUAUGCAUAUCCCGACCGAUGUCGACACGAAUCUACUGGGCGAGGCAGGCACGCAGACCUGCUACCUUCCCAAAGGCUGCCUGCACGAAUUCAAGGGGCACAAUAAAGGCAUCAGCGCCAUCCGGCUUUUCCCCCAAUCAGGGCAUCUCAUGCUGUCCGCUUCGAUGGACACGAAGGUCAAGCUCUGGGACAUCUACCACGAAGGCAACUGCUUGCGCACAUUCAUGGGUCACAACAACGCCGUACGUGAUAUCACCUUCAGCAACGAUGGUCGCCGCUUCUUGUCAGCCGGGUACGAUCGCCAGGUGAAGCUGUGGGAUACCGAGACGGGCGCAUGCCUGAAGGCAUUCUCGAAUGGCAAAAUCCCGUAUUGUAUCAAGUUCCAUCCAGAUGAGGACAAGCAGCACAUUUUCCUCGCAGGCAUGUCCGAUAAGAAAAUUGUGCAGUGGGACACCAAGAGCAAGGAAAUCACGCAAGAGUAUGACCAACAUCUCGGCCCAGUGAACUCGAUCACGUUCGUUGAUGAGAAUCGCAGGUUCGUCACGACAAGUGACGACAAGACGAUGCGCGCGUGGGACUUCGAUAUUCCUGUCGUCAUCAAGUACAUUGCAGAUCCGACUAUGUACUCAAUGCCCAGCGUCACCCUCUCGCCAAAUAAGAAAUGGCUCGGCUGCCAGUCGCUCGACAACCAAGUGCUCAUCUACGCCGCCGACUCUUUCCGGCAAAACAGGAAGAAGAUCUUCAAAGGUCACAACGUCGCGGGAUUCGCCUGCCAAGUCGGCUUUAGCCCGGACGGCCGAUUCGUCAGCUCGGGCGACAGCGAGGGUAACCUCGUAUUCUGGGACUGGAAGAGCGGCCGGACGCUGAAGAGGAUACGUGCACAUCGAGAGGUCGUCAUCACGCAUGAGUGGCUGCCGCACGAGACGUCAAAGGUGCUCACCGGUUCGUGGGACGGGUUGAUCAAGCUAUGGGAAUGA
Messenger RNA from Tilletiaria anomala UBC 951, 2138 nucleotides. RefSeq names its product WD40 repeat-like protein. Gene Ontology annotation, molecular function: mRNA binding; protein binding. The coding region runs from base 129 to 2138 and encodes 669 amino acids. Gene Ontology annotation, cellular component: catalytic step 2 spliceosome. Gene Ontology annotation, biological process: mRNA splicing, via spliceosome. NCBI's taxonomy places the organism in Eukaryota, Fungi, Basidiomycota, Exobasidiomycetes, Georgefischeriales, Tilletiariaceae. The record is from RefSeq and is a predicted model, not a curated record. The transcript is spliced from 5 exons.